AUGAAAGCUUUCCUUGUGAUUUGCGCCCUGGCUCUGGCGGCAGUCGCCACCCAGGCCCGAACGAUGGAUAGGUGUUCCCUGGCCAGGGCGAUGUCCAAGCUGGGCGUUCCCCGGGACCAGCUGGCCAAGUGGACCUGCAUCGCCCAGCACGAGAGUUCCUUCCGCACCGGCGUCGUUGGGCCGGCCAACUCCAAUGGAUCCAACGACUACGGCAUCUUCCAGAUCAACAACAAGUACUGGUGCAAGCCGGCCGACGGUCGCUUCUCCUACAACGAGUGCGGAUUGAGUUGCAACGCCCUCCUGACCGACGACAUCACCAACUCCGUGAGGUGCGCCCAGAAGAUCCAGCGCCAGCAGGGAUGGACGGCUUGGUCCACCUGGAAGUACUGCAGCGGAUCCCUGCCCUCGAUCAACAGUUGUUUCUAGUCCCCCCCCCCCCCCACACUCAUAGUAAAUGAAAGUUGUUCCCAAGGGAAGAUGAGAAGAAGAGUUGCUUGAAAUACAAAAAUGUAUCUUCGAGAUAUUUUUGCCAAAGUA
Molecule: messenger RNA, 537 nt
Organism: Drosophila mauritiana
Lineage: Eukaryota; Metazoa; Arthropoda; Insecta; Diptera; Drosophilidae
Product: lysozyme P
Exons: 1
Coding region: 1-426 (141 amino acids)
Molecular function (GO): lysozyme activity
Source: RefSeq, a predicted model, not a curated record